Messenger RNA from Microsporum canis CBS 113480, 1521 nucleotides. RefSeq names its product nime/cyclinb. Gene Ontology annotation, molecular function: cyclin-dependent protein serine/threonine kinase regulator activity. The record is from RefSeq and is a predicted model, not a curated record. Bases 1 to 1521 code for a protein of 506 amino acids. The transcript is spliced from 3 exons. Gene Ontology annotation, cellular component: cytoplasm; centrosome; cyclin-dependent protein kinase holoenzyme complex. NCBI's taxonomy places the organism in Eukaryota, Fungi, Ascomycota, Eurotiomycetes, Onygenales, Arthrodermataceae. Gene Ontology annotation, biological process: regulation of cyclin-dependent protein serine/threonine kinase activity; G2/M transition of mitotic cell cycle.
AUGACACGACUUACCAGAGCCAAAGCUGCCGCCCUGGCCGUCCCAGAAUCCCAAACUGGCGCGGUCAAGAAGGCUCUAGGCACGAGAAACACGGUCAACACAUCCGCUACCGCCAUGCAACGGAAACGAGCAGCUCUCGGCGACGUGAGCAACGUGUCCAAACAAGAGAAUGGCGAUGGUAAACAGCCCAAGAAAUCCUCAGCAUCUCGAGUCACACUCACCUCCAAGUCGUCGACUCAGACAGGAGGUGUACAGAAGGUUACCCGCACAAACACGACAAGAACAGCGUUGGGAGUCAAGGACUCGAACAAGAGAGAAACCACCACAGAGCCUAAACGCCCUGGAAGCGGUUCUGGGGUGAUGGGUGGACUGCAAACAAAACGUCACAGCCAGAAGCCUGUCCGAGCAGAGAGUGUUGUCAGCGAAGAGCCACCACGCAAGAAGCUUGAUAGUGGGAAGGAUACUCUGAAAACAGAAGAGACCUUGGAGGAGAAGCCGGAAGAGAAGUCAAAAGCUGAAGCUAAAGUCGAAGCCAAGGUAGAGGUCAAAGUAGAGGCCAAGGCGGAAGCUACGGUGGAUGUGGUGGAUUCUCAGGAGUCAGCCUUGGAUGAAAUCAAAGAAGAGCGUGAUGCCGAUGCCAUAUUAGACCUGGAUGCCGAAGACCUCUACGACCCAAUGAUGGCUACCGAGUAUGUCGCUGAAAUCUUUGACUAUCUCAAGGAACUUGAGCCACUCACCAUGCCCAACCCUGACUACAUGGACCACCAAGACGAACUAGAAUGGAAGAUGCGAGGCAUUCUGGUUGACUGGCUCAUCGAGGUCCACGCUCGCUUCCGCCUGCUCCCCGAGACUCUUUUCCUCACAGUCAACAUCAUUGACAGGUUCCUCUCCGCCGAAGUUGUUGCCCUUGGCAGACUCCAGCUUGUUGGUGUUACUGCCAUGUUCAUCGCGGCCAAAUAUGAAGAGAUCCUCUCCCCACACGUUGCCACCUUUACCCAUGUUGCCGACGGUUCCUUUUCAGACAAAGAGAUUCUCGAUGCUGAGAGACAUAUCCUCGCAACUCUCAACUAUGACCUCAGCUACCCAAACCCAAUGAACUUCCUCCGCAGAAUAUCCAAACCAGACAACUACGACGUCCGAACAAGGACUCUCGCAAAGUACCUAAUGGAAAUUAGCUUGGUUGACCACAGAUUUAUGGUAUAUCGCCAAUCACACAUUGCUGCCGCCUCCAUCUUCCUUGCUCGCGUCAUCUUCGAUCGCGGUCCAUGGGAUGCAACUAUUGCCUAUUACUCUGGUUAUACGAAAGAAGAAAUUAUGCCAGUGUACCAAUUACUUAUUGAUUAUCUCUGUCGGCCACCUGUUCAUGAAGCAUUCUUCAAGAAAUAUGCUAGCAAGAGAUUCCUCAAAGCCUCUAUAAUGACUCGACAAUGGGCAAAGCAAUAUUAUGCAAUGUACUUGAAGGCCAAGAACGGUACCUCGCGCGAACAAGACUCCAAGCCCAAGUCGAAAACCGCAUCAUAG